CUAUUUACACCUUCCAUUCUCUUUUUAAGCUGGUAAACAUCUGAAGAUUUAUAUAAAUAGGAGAAUAAACUCUUAGGAUUAGGUCUCAUGUUUAAUUAUCAGUUGCAUAAGCCUCAUUAAAGACUUGUCUUGGACAUUAGGCCAAAUCAUCAAUCUUUUGGUUGGUCCUUUUCUUUUUUAUUCUUGGGUUUUCUUCUUUCUAUUGUUUCCUGUCUGAUGCUGGCAGUGAGAAGUCAGUUUUAUUUAUUUUUAAAUGUCAAGGGAAAUAUGUAAUGAUAUGGACUGUAUUAAUAGUCAUUUAGGUCUUAUUUUGGAUUUUAUUUAAGUUUGGUUAUUUAUUUGGGUUUAGUAGUAAAAGCUCAAGGAUUCCAAGGUUUUAAGAAAUCCAAGUUCUACCAGGAAUAGGUAUUAGUCUUCUAUUUUAAGAUUUGUAAUCCUUUCUAUUGAGAAGGAUAAUAAUAAAUUUUCAGAUUUUUAGAGAAGCAAUGAAACUUGUCAAAGGCUUGUGUGAUGCAACCUUCUUUGAGGUGUGAUGCCAAGGAAACUGUAGGUGUGAUGCCUAGAAGUUUAUCUUUUCUUUCACGUUCUUACAUUCCGACAACUUAAACCCUUUCAAAUUUGUCACUAUUAAACCACAAAAUCCAAAGCUUCAAAACCCUAAGCCUACUGUCCUUAUGAUUUUGAUUACCUUGGUGAAAACUAACCAUCUCAUCAUAAAGCCUUUGUUUAAGUCUAUCUUGAAAAUUUGAAGAACCUUUUCUUUAAGACGCAUCUGUAACUCUUCCCAAUGCAUAAUCAAAGGCAUGUAUCACUAUGAGAAAACAUAGUGCAAAAUCUUGCUCUGAUACCAAAAUUAACGUAGGACAUUUAAAACAAACAAAACUGGCUUCUCACUGCCUGCAUCACUUUCUCUUUCUAUUGUCCUACUGCUAAAUGCUUUUUUUUCAACAUCUAUAUAUGCCUAAAUGUUGAUUGCUAUGCUGUGGAUUGGAUAUCAACCUAGCAUAUAUGUCCUAGAAACUCUAGGUGUAUUGACAGAGGACAUUUAAAAAUAAAUAAAACAAACUAAAAUUAGCUUCUCACUGCCUGCAUAACUUUCUCUUUCUUUGUGCUUUUGUUUCAAAAUCUAUGUAUGCUUAAAUGUUGAUUGCUAAGCUGCAGAUUGUACAUCAACCUAGCACGUGUCCUAGAUGCUGCAGGUGUUUGGUUCCAAUUAUCCCUACCAUAGAGACAAGACUGAAACUACCUCGCCCAUUAAACUACCUCGCCCUUGAGCUAAUUCAGCUGCAACAAGGCAGCUAAAUUCAGCCUAAGCUGGGUUGGGACCAUUGGGCAUUUUAUGGUUUGCAUUGUGGCAAGAAACAAGCCAUCAUAGAUAGGAGAUACUGUGGAUGGUGAAAAGCCGUGGAAAAUGGUUUUUGUAACCAUGGGAACUACUUGUUUUGAUGCUCUUGUUAAAGCAGUGGAUACUUGGGAAGUUAAGCAAGAGUUGUCGAAUAGAGGCUAUACUGAUCUUGUCAUUCAGAUGGGUUGUGAAUCAUACACGCCCACUAAGUCUGGAGGAGAAGAUGGGUCCCUAGCUGUAGACUUCUUCACUUUCUCAUCAAGUAUUGCGGAUUAUCUGAGAUCUGCAUCUCUGCUGAUCAGUCACACAGGUCCAUAAGCAGCAAAGCCCACAAGAAAUACGCCCAAGAAAAAACCCUAGUUCAUCCCAAAUCUUCUUUCCUUCAAUGUUGAUGAUAACGGCCAUUGUUUUUCCUCUCUUUCUUUGCCCUUUUAUUCGAAGU
Molecule: messenger RNA, 1787 nt
Organism: Quercus lobata
Lineage: Eukaryota; Viridiplantae; Streptophyta; Magnoliopsida; Fagales; Fagaceae
Product: UDP-N-acetylglucosamine transferase subunit alg13-like
Exons: 4
Coding region: 1412-1663 (83 amino acids)
Biological process (GO): dolichol-linked oligosaccharide biosynthetic process
Cellular component (GO): UDP-N-acetylglucosamine transferase complex
Molecular function (GO): hexosyltransferase activity
Source: RefSeq, a predicted model, not a curated record